GAUUUCAACCAUUUUAAAGUAAAUGGAACAAAAAAAGCUUUUACACCAAGCUUCUUUUCAUUCCUGUUUAAUUCUAUAUUUUUAGCAAGUUUUGAUAUCUAUAGAAAAGAAAGUAACCUUUGUUUAAAUACAAAUCCAUUUUCUUAGAAUAAUAUAUUACAUAUACAAUGUAGGACUAAAUUUGCAGAUCCAGUGCCAAAUACUCUACGUAGGCAGUUUAACAAGGACUUCCUGUUACCGACUAGCUCCAAUGAAAAUGAUCUUCCUUUAAUCUAAAGAAUAGGCGUCUGACAGGCAGAACCGGAUUCUCCAGGUGUGAAGUAAGCAAUCUAUUUUCACUUGCUAUUAACAACAAAAGUACAACUUUUAUCUCUUAUUUGACUUCAUUAGUUGGCUUUCAAUUUACAACAUGAAAACUAUACAGAAAUUAGCCUGUGCCCUAUAAGACAGAGAUUUAGAUAAUUUGUUCAAAACAUUACAUGAGAUGAUAUUCAGAUAUUCUCUCAAAGGCAGGACUCCAACACCGCAGGUGGAAAACCAACAAAAGGAAGAAGACAGAAAGGAGGAAAGGGAAGAUGAAAGACCGACUUCAAGAACUAAAACAGAGAACAAAGGAAAUUGAACUCUCUAGAGACAGUCAUGUAUCAACUACAGAAACAGAGGAACAAGGGGUGUUUCUGCAGCAAGCUGUUAUUUAUGAAAGAGAGCCUGCAGCUGAGAGACACCUACAUGAAAUCCAAAAACUACAGGAAAGUAUUAACAAUUUGGCAGACAAUGUUCAAAAAUUUGGGCAGCAACAGAAAAGUCUGGUAGCUUCAAUGAGAAGGUUUAGUCUACUUAAGAGAGAGUCUACCAUUACAAAGGAGGUAAAAAUCCAGGCAGAACACAUCAACAGAAGUUUGAAUGAUUUAGUUAAAGAAGUUAAAAAGUCAGAGGUUGAAAAUGGUCCAUCCUCAGUGGUCACAAGGAUACUUAAAUCUCAGCAUGCUGCAACGUUCCGCCAUUUUCAGCAAAUCAUGUUUAUAUACAAUGAUACAAUAGCAGCAAAGCAAGAGAAGUGCAAGACAUUUAUUUUGCGUCAGCUUGAAGUUGCUGGAAAAGAGAUGUCUGAAGAAGAUGUAAAUGAUAUGCUUCAUCAAGGAAAAUGGGAAGUUUUUAAUGAAAGCUUACUUACAGAAAUCAGUAUCACUAAAGCACAACUUUCAGAGAUUGAACAGAGACACAAGGAACUUGUUAAUUUAGAGAACCAAAUAAAGGAUUUAAGGGAUCUUUUCAUUCAGAUAUAUCUUUUAGUAGAGGAACAAGGAGAGAGCAUCAACAAUAUUGAAAUGACAGUGAAUAGUACAAAAGAGUAUGUUAACAAUACUAAAGAGAAAUUUGGACUAGCUGUAAAAUACAAAAAAAGAAAUCCUUGCAGAGUACUGUGUUGUUGGUGCUGUCCAUGCUGUAGCUCAAAAUAAAGAAGCUAUUUUAAAA
Molecule: messenger RNA, 1476 nt
Organism: Nomascus leucogenys (northern white-cheeked gibbon)
Lineage: Eukaryota; Metazoa; Chordata; Mammalia; Primates; Hylobatidae
Gene: STX19
Product: syntaxin 19
Biological process (GO): intracellular protein transport; synaptic vesicle fusion to presynaptic active zone membrane; exocytosis
Cellular component (GO): endomembrane system; plasma membrane; synaptic vesicle
Molecular function (GO): SNARE binding; SNAP receptor activity
Source: RefSeq, a predicted model, not a curated record